Molecule: messenger RNA, 3618 nt
Organism: Ascochyta rabiei
Lineage: Eukaryota; Fungi; Ascomycota; Dothideomycetes; Pleosporales; Didymellaceae
Exons: 1
Coding region: 1-3618 (1205 amino acids)
Biological process (GO): regulation of DNA-templated transcription
Cellular component (GO): chromatin; nucleus
Molecular function (GO): DNA binding
Source: RefSeq, a predicted model, not a curated record
AUGGCGCCCCCUAGGAGAGCUGAGCGAUUCAGCGAGAAUGCUACCCACGACUACCCUUCGUCGCCAGACCCUCUCGCCAUGUCAACACACGAAAACACAAUAACAUCAACUCGCAAGCCACAGCGCACACCACGUGCGCCAUCGCGAACAAGCUCGCCGAGCAAGCAGAGCCGAACAGCAAUCGUUCCAGGCUUUGAUUUGUCUUCACCGGCCAAAUCCAUGGUUUUGAACACACCGAGAAUGGGCGGCGCAAGUCCGUGGCGCAUCAAAGUCACAGUACAGGCCGAGCCUGAGAGUGACGGUGAGAACACCAUGUCGCCAACAGUAAAGAAGGUUACACGCACGAAAACUACGACGAUCCCAUUGAAAUAUCACGAUGCGCCGUCACCGAUGAAGCGCGGUCGAGGACGACCCAGGAAGUCAGAUGCAGCUGGAGGGACGCCAGCAAAGCCUAAGCGAAAGGGAACACCGGUCAGGAGAACAGCGAGAUCGAAGUCUCGAGACGCGAGUGUGGGUCCAACAGGAUCGAGUGCGGCAGACAUCGAUACGGAUGUAGCGCCAAAGAGGAAACGAGGCCGCCCCAGAAAGGUGGUGCAGCCUGCGACUGAGGAUGAAGAGACGCUGGUCGUUGAUAUACCGGAAACCCAAGAUGACAAUCAGAUCGAUGCAACGCCUCUACCAACCGAACAGCCACAGACAGUAGCCACCAACAUCGCCACACCAGAAGAGACCGAGCUUUCGAAACGAUUACACGCACGCAAAGGCACGCCCCAUGCUACCAAUCCACUCGCUAUCGAAAUUUCCUCAGAUGAGGAGUCAGAUGAAGUCAGCGACGUCCUCACGCCAGCUACCGGAGAUGAGGACGAGGCCAGACACGAGCAAACACGUUCACACACCCCUACACAAGACCCAGCAGAGCACGGGGCAGACAUCGAUUACACGGAGCCAUUUGAGCACGAAGACGACGAUGACGAGGUAGAGGCAGAAAACUUCGCGUUCGAUGAAGGCAUAACGAGAAUGCCGGACGAUUCUACUAUUAUUGACAGCGAAGGCUUCAGCAUAAUCUCUGUAGACUCAUUGCCUACCAAGUCCAGCCCUCCCAAAGCAGAUGAAAACCAGGUCGCUCCAGUGCCGAGCAUUGCAGCGAUCAUGAAUCGCGGAUACACGAAUCCUGCUGCAGUCAGACAGCUGAGUCGUGAACAAGGUGUAGCGUCUAAGUCAUCGCCAGGCCCUGCACGCAUGCUUCCCGCAUCAAAGCCGGUCAAAUCCUCACCAGCGAUAGCGCAACCCCGCCAUGUAACACCAGCAGUCGACAAUGAAGUUCCUUCAGCACCACCUAGCCUCGAGCCGGCUCGAGCGGCUCCUGCUAAGAUCGAAACACCGAAGAUGGGGCGAGCCUUGACGGCAGGUGUCGCUCUUCAAGGCGUUUUGGACCCCAAUCGCUUUACCCCGGAAUCUUCCCAGGAGUUGGCAGCGGAUCGACGUGGGUCACUCGAUGAUUUGUUCCGAGGCUUCAGCGAAGGUUCUCGAAGGCAGCUACAAGAAGGGCUUCGUCUCGGUGUACAGCUUGCCCAAAAUCGGGCUGAGCCAUCACCAUCUCUUCCGAAGUCUGACGCGUCACGUACAGAAGCAGCACCGAGAGAACGACCCAUUAGGACGCAGCGAAAGUGGAGAACACGUCUUCUCACACCUGAAGAUGAGCAGAACAGCGUGCCGGCAGAACCUGCUGCUGCAGAGAGUGAGGUCCAGUAUCCUAUCCUAGCUGUGGAAGAGCAAGUGAACCCUCUGCCUAGCCCGAUAAGAAGCGAAGACGAAGGUGAAAUGAGCUUUCAGGUUGACAGCAUUGUAGCGAGCGUGAUGGAAGAGGACGGCGAACAACCUGAGGCCACGACAAAUACGCGGAAUGAAUCGAGUCCUGCUCAUGGCGUAUUAGAAGCGGACAAGGAUGAAGUCGAGGAAGAUUAUUCGGACAUAUGGCGAGAAGAAGGAAGCCGAGUUUCCAAUUCUUCUGACCCAUCAUCGACCGAAGGAAAGGCAUCACUACAAGAGCCAGAUCUUUUCAUCGACAGCGUGUCCAGCAAACCUGGUCGUAGCAGGUUCCAGCGUCGCAAUGCGCGGCAUAUUAAGCGUAACGAUGGCGACAGUACUUCCCAACGACCAAGCCCUUUGCACGUACAAGCUGCUGGGCCGGAGUUUGCUGCUAUUGACAAGGGAAAGGCUAGAGCGAUCGAAGACGAGUUUGAGGAGCAGGAGGAUAGUGUGGCUAGCGAAGGCAGUGAUGACACUGGCAUGUUCUUCCAAUCGAACAUGCCCGCGGUCUUCGAUAAAAAGCGUCUUGACCGGAGACAGCCGAAGAUUGACAAGCUGGACCUGUCACUUCUGUUGAACGAGGGUGAGAGCUUGCAGCCAGAGCCGUCACCUGAAAAGCAAUCCGCUUCUACACAACCCAACCCAUUCCUCGAUACACCACCUCGGUUCACUGGAUUUCCAAGCUCGCCCAAGAAAAGCAGUCCUCUGCGCCGCGAGCUCCGCAGCUCAGACAUCUCUUCCAACACGCCCAGUCGCCUGCAUGAUGAGUCGACACUGCCUCUUGCUCAAAGCUCACCAUUUCACUCGCGAAUUGACGGAGACAGCAUGCUUUCUACAGCAUCUGAUCAACGUCAGAUCUUCGCCGAGAUGGAAGGUGUAGACGUGACAAGUAACAGCAUUCGCGUUUUGCGUGAUGAAGCCGAUGAGUAUCUUGAUGCGUACACACCUCAAGAGCGAUCGUUGAACGAGAUCAAGGAGGUCACUGAGUAUAGCAGAACACUGCAGGGCGAUUCGAGUAUCAUGCCAUCAAGCCCACCUCAGGCUAGGCGACAUUUCGUACAGCAUGCAGCACCUUCCUCUCGUACUCCAAGUUCUGUGACCAGACACCCUCAGUCCGACACUGGCUCAGAGGCUACGCCGACUCCGCUCUCUCGGGAAGUAGCAUCACGAUAUGAAGCAAUCGACGAAUCCUCAUUUGUAAGCACCAGCUCGGCUGGCCGCUCAGAUGGUGUUCGCGCCGCAGCACAACUCAAACGCGAAUCUUCUGCCAGUGCUAGCGCAUCCCCACCGCGCGCUCACCCUAUCCUUGCCAAAUUCGCACCCCUUCCACGCAUUGAGCCCUGGACAAAAACCCACUACAAGGCCCUUGACAAGCUUCACGCCGCGCACCUGAAGUACCCUAAUCUCUUCUGCUCCUUGGCAGUCCCGCCUACGACUCUGUCUCGCGCCAAUGCUGCCCUACUUGCCAGCUUCGCCGCUACAACAGAGAAGAACUACGUCGGCGCCCAGGUCUCAGCAUGGGGCUAUACGUUUACGAUGACGCCUCAGCUCAUUACUCUUUGCGAAGUGUUCAUGCAUCUCCUCACGCUGAGCUCCAUCGAAGACUAUGAGGCGAUGAGUGGUCGUGGAAUUGAGAUGGGUGAUGUUGCUCCUGGUAGGAUUGGGAGCAAGAUCUCAAGGGAAGAGGUGAUGAGGAGGCUAUGCACAGUGGUGCUGGGCGAAUACAUUCGAGCCGAUGAGAAGAAAGGGUUCAAAGUCAAGAAGACUGGAGCCCUGAGGAUCGUUGGUGCCAGUGGUGAAGAGCUGUAA